Molecule: messenger RNA, 2996 nt
Organism: Populus trichocarpa (black cottonwood)
Lineage: Eukaryota; Viridiplantae; Streptophyta; Magnoliopsida; Malpighiales; Salicaceae
Product: G-type lectin S-receptor-like serine/threonine-protein kinase At4g27290
Exons: 6
Coding region: 5-2644 (879 amino acids)
Biological process (GO): protein phosphorylation; recognition of pollen
Molecular function (GO): protein serine/threonine kinase activity; ATP binding
Source: RefSeq, a predicted model, not a curated record
ACAGAUGGAUUAUGGAUAUUUUAACCAUCCAUUCCUCGGUUUGCUCUUUCUCCCUCCUCUGGUUUCUCCCAUCCCAGCCAAGAUCAACAAUUGUGUGCCUACUAAUUUACUGUUCAAAAUGAAGAAAAAGACCGAUAUCAUUUCCUGGAAAGAGUCCUCCCAUUUGACCAGUAAACUGUCUAGUAACAAAGUAUUCGUCUGCGUGAACAAACGUGAAAACACUUCAAUGGGAAGACUUUCAGAGUUUUUUGCGUGCUCUUUCUUAUUCUUCAUCUUAACCACCUGCACCACACCAGUUAUUAUUAACCCAAGCAACUCCAUAACAGAUGGUGAGACUCUAGUUUCAGCUGGCGGAAGCUUUGAACUGGGAUUUUUCAACCCUGGAAGUUCAAACAACCAAUAUUUGGGAAUAUGGUAUGUGAAGUCUCCGGAGCCGGUGGUUGUGUGGGUAGCAAACAGAGAAGUUCCUCUUUCAAAUAAAUUCGGGGCCCUGAAUAUCUCCAGUCAAGGGGUACUUGUCAUAUACAGUAGCACAAACGAUAUUGUUUGGUCGUCAAACCCAUCAAGAACUGCAGAAGAUCCAGUUGCAGAGCUCCUGGAGUCAGGUAAUCUGGUUGUAAGAGAAGGAAAUGAUAAUAACCCUGAUAACUUCUUAUGGCAGAGUUUUGAUUAUCCUUGUGACACAUUACUUCCGGGAAUGAAAUUGGGAUUCAACUUGGUAACUCGGCUGGACAGAUUUCUGUCAUCUUGGAAGAGUGACGAAGAUCCUGCUCGAGGAGAAUUUACUUUUCUUGUAGAUCCUAAUAAUGGGUAUCCGCAGCUACUUUUGAAGAGCGGGAAUGCAAUACAAUUAAGAACCAAAUUACCCUCCCCUACUCCAAAUAUUACGUUCGGUCAAAAUUCCACUGAUUUUGUGCUCAAUAACAAUGAGGUCUCUUUUGGCAACCAAAGUUCAGGUUUUUCAAGGUUUAAACUUAGUCCAUCGGGCCUUGCAAGCACCUACAAAUGGAAUGAUCGAACACAUUCUUGGUUGGUUUAUUCUUUGUUGGCGUCCGAUUGGUGUGAAAAUUAUGCACUUUGUGGUUCAUUUGCAAGCUGUGAUAUAAAUGCAUCUCCUGCGUGUGGAUGCCUGGAUGGAUUCGUGCCCAAGUCUCCAGAAAGCUGGAAUUUGGGUGAUUGGUCAGGCGGGUGUAUCCGGAAAACUCCAUUGAAUUGCAGCGAUAAAGAUGUCUUUACGAAAUAUACAGUUAGUAAACUUCCAGAAACAUCUUUUUCCUGGUUUGACGAGCGCAUCAAUCUCAAGGAAUGUGAGGUAAUAUGUUUGAAGAACUGCUUCUGCACAGCUUAUGCAAAUUCAGAUAUCAAGGGAGGUGGAAGUGGCUGCCUGAUUUGGUCCCGUGACCUGAUUGAUAUAAGAGGGUCAGAUGCGGAUGGACAAGUUCUCUAUGUUAGGUUGGCUGUUUCAGAAUCAGGAGUAGCCGUGGAAAAAGGGAACAACAAUGGGAAGAAGAAAGCAGGGAUAAUUGCCAGCACCGUUGUAUUUGGCAUGGGCAUGCUAAUGUUAGGAAUGAUCUUCUGCAUUCGGAGGAGGAAAUUUAGAAUGAAUGAUAACUUCAAGGAUGUAAGGAAAGAAGACAUGGAGUUUCCGAUAUUUUAUUUGAGCACCGUUGCAAAUGCCACUGGUAAUUUUUCAAGCAGAAACAAGCUGGGUGAAGGUGGUUUUGGACCAGUAUAUAAGGGAAUAUUGGCAGAAGGACAAGAAAUAGCAGUGAAAAGACUUUCGAAGAGUUCUGGUCAAGGAUUGAACGAGUUCAAAAAUGAAGUUAUAUUAAUAGCUAAACUUCAACACCGCAAUCUCGUCAAGCUUCUUGGGUACUGCAUCCAUGAAGAUGAAAAAAUGUUAAUAUAUGAAUACAUGCCUAACAAAAGUUUGGACUUCUUUAUUUUUGACCAGACAAGAAGAAAAUUACUGGAUUGGAGCAAGUGCAUGAACAUUAUUGUUGGAAUUGCUCGAGGGCUUCUUUAUCUCCACCAAGACUCCAGGCUGAGAAUAAUCCAUAGAGAUAUCAAAGCCAGCAACAUUUUACUAGAUAAUGAGCUAAACCCAAAAAUUUCAGACUUUGGCCUUGCUAGAAUGUUUCGUGGAGAUCAAACGGAGGCCAAUACUCAUAGGGUGGUUGGAACAUAUGGCUACAUGUCUCCUGAGUAUGCAUCAAAUGGACACUUCUCUGUGAAAACCGAUGUCUUUAGCUUUGGUGUCCUAGUCCUGGAGAUAGUGAGUGGAAACAAAAACAGGGGAUUUCGUCACCCGGACCAGACCCUCAACCUUCUUGGGCAUGCAUGGAUACUUUGGAUUAAAGGGACACCCUUGGAAUUGAUCGAUGAAUGCUUGGCCAACUCUAGCAAUGUGUCUGAAGUGCUAAGAUGCAUUCAUGUGGCUUUAUUAUGUGUGCAACAACGACCCGAAGAUAGGCCAAACAUGCCGACUAUUGUUCAAAUAUUAGGCAAUGAGAAUCCAUUGCCUCAGCCUAAACAGCCUGGAUUUUUCAUCGGAAGAAACCCACUUGAGCAGGAUACUUCAUCUAACCGGAACAAUGUUUACUCAGCAAAUGAAGCUAGUUUGACAUCAUUAGAGGCACGGUAACUCAUCACUUGAAAAUUCGAGUAAAAGAGAGAGAUCAGACUAAGCCAAUCAAUAAGAUUUCAUGGUUUCAGCAAUUCUAUUUGCUGAUAUCCAAUCUUGUUCCGGUUCUACCGUUCCAAAAUGGCAUGAUAGAGCUAUAAAUAUCUUAAGAGAACAAUCAGUUUAUCAAUGCCAGCCAAGCUGGCCACUCUUGCUUGCAAUGGAUCAGACAUUGUAACUUCCUGGUUUGUGUAAACUUUAUUUUCAUGGUAUACUUUUCUCAUUUUAUUCGUCUUUUUCCUUCGUUGUGACUUGUGCUACAUGAAUUUUGAUAAUAAUUAGCCUCUUGGUAUUAAUUGUUUAUUUAUUAUUU